AUAAAAGUAUCAACAACCAAAGCAGGUUCCGUGAAGGGGAGGAGAGGAUAUUCAUUUGAGCUUUGUCUCCUAACAUCACUGUGUGUACAGUAGGGUAGACUUACUUUGCUGUAAUAAAUUAUUACCGAGGUGAUUUAGGAACCCGGGUAAAAAUGCUCCAGUCUCUAGCCAGCAAUUCGUGUGUGCGUUUGAUACAGAAUCAUAAAUCGACGUGGUAUUUCGUGUCUUUAAUAUUGGGUUAUCUCCUUUAUCUCAUAUUCGGCGCCGUCGUCUUCUCGUCGGUCGAACUACCGUACGAAGACCAACUGCGUCAGGAGCUGAGGGCCGUCAAAAAGCAGUUCCUCUUGGAAAAUGAGUGUCUGUCCGAGGAGCGACUGGAGCGGUUUUUAAAGAAAGCCCUAGAUGCCAGUAAUUAUGGGGUUUCUAUUCUCAAUAAUGCCUCGGCUAACUGGAACUGGGACUUCACCUCUUCGCUGUUUUUCGCCAGCACGGUGCUGUCCACCACAGGUUACGGUCACACAGCACCUCUAUCAGAUGGCGGCAAGGCCUUCUGCAUUAUUUACUCCGUGAUUGGCAUCCCGUUUACCCUCCUCUUCCUCACUGCCGUUGUACAAAGGAUCAUGGUCUUCAGCACUCGGAGGCCCGUUACGUACAUCCACACACGAUGGGGUCUGUCCAAGCAGCUUGUGGCCAUCGUUCACGCCACCCUACUGGGCAUGUUGGCCGUCUCGUGCUUCUUCCUCAUCCCGGCGGCCAUCUUCUCUGCUCUGGAGGAGAACUGGAACUUCCUGGAGUCCUUUUAUUUCUGCUUUAUUUCACUCAGCACCAUUGGCCUCGGAGACUACGUACCAGGAGAAGCAGCCAAUCAGAAGUUCAGGGAGCUGUAUAAAGUGGGCAUCACUGUCUACCUCAUUCUGGGUCUGAUAGUCAUGCUGGUGGUGUUGGAGACCUUCUGUGAGCUGCAGCAGCUGAAGCAGCUCAGGAAGAUGUUCUACCUGAAGAAGGAGAAGCCCCAGGACCGCCUCGCCAUUUUGGAGCACGACCAUCUCUCCUUCACCACCGUGUCUGACAACACAAGCAGCAAGAAUGAGGACAAAGCCAAGACGUUUCUCAGUGUCCCAACUCUGGUCUCUCCCAAUGAUGACCCAAUGAUCCAGUAAAAAAAAAAAAAGACCAAAAAGGAUAACCAGAGGAAUAAAAAAUAAGGGAUUAACUCAUAGUAGAGAACAGCAUGAGUAAAAACCAAUCACGGCUUUAGGCAAAUUGUAGUCAAAGCUAAAAUCGGUUAGGUCUGCACAGAUCAAGCAAACAAUACCUACUACUAAACCACAAAACUGACAGUAGAGAUAGUGUUAUGCAGCAGAGAGUUUAUCUACAUAAUAAAAGUGAAAUUAAUAUUUUAACAGCAGCUAUAAAUACAAAGUCAGUGAUAAAAGUAAAGUCCUCUGCUGUAUUUAUGACUCACAAAAGCUAAGCGCCUUUAAAAGCUACAUUAUUUAUGGCACACUUAGGAAUAUUUGAUGAAGUAAUUCGUCUCUUACGACUACCUUGAAGACGGGAAACCUUCUGCCACAAAUUAGGACAUAAGUAUGUAUGUAUCUUUUAAAUAGAGUUUUUAGACAGGUCUUUGUGUAUAAUUGGGAGAAUGUUUUAAAUGUAGGGUAUGAAGUUAAAGCAGAACUUUACCUGAUAUCUAAAAAAAAUUGCUGAUGCUGUAUCGUGGCCUGUUUCGGUUCUUUUUGAUUUUUUGGCAUUUUUUUAUUUCUCUGAUUGUAAACUGCUAGAAAAGAGAGCUUUACACACCCUUUAUUGAUGUCAGUAUUCAUUUAAUUAUUGAUUUUCAAAAUGAAAAUGUGGGUCGCACCAUUGAUUCAAAGAUUUACAUAAGGACUGGUUUAUCAGUUUUAUUUACCAUAAAUUUGCUAUUGAUCAAAAGGUAGCGGAAUAUGUUUAAAAAUGUAACUUAGGGAGCUGCUAUGUAAGAAUAUUGUUCAUAUUUCGAGGCAUUUCUGGGUCUUCCUUACAGUGGUGUUAAGUGUUUUGGUUGCACUGCACGUGUCAUUGUGAGGGGAAAAAACUUGCUUUCAUUUGUGCAACCUCAUUGCAGCUCUGUUCUCAAAGUUGCUCGUGUGUAAAGUGGUGCAAGUCAUUGAUCCAUCUGAACGCUUUAAUGCAUGCUUGACUGUGAGUAAAAAAGGAAACCGAGGUUCGUCGAGCUUGCUGAGGGAGUUGCUUUUUUAUUCUGAAGGGAGUUAGGUUUGCACAUGAGCAAGAUUCAGACAGAAUUCACACACUUUGAAAGAUUCUGUUUAAUAAAAGGGAUUUGAACUGUAGAUUUUACUGUAUUUGUAACAUUUGAAUGUAGAAAUGCUUGCUUUUUGCUAUGACUUGAGAAACGUUUACAAAUUGCUUUGAAUGGCAGAAAUACUGUACCAGAAAUGGCACCUUUGAAAACUUGAAAUCCGUCGCGGGCAGCAGCUCUAAUUACUCGCCUCAGCAGUUUUGCUUCAAUGCUUCACAUAACAAAGGCCUUUGUUUGACUCAAAAACAAUUCUGGCACCUCGUCAUCCAUCCUCAGAUUUUUAGCUUGUUGACAGAGUUAGUCUCUUCAUGCACCUGUCCUGACAUUAGCAGAAAAAAAUGCAUUUACAGAGAGUUUCAAUGCUAUUAUUGCCCUGGUGAGCAGUUUUGUUUCAUCUCACAUCACUCCCUGGUUUUAAGCUCUUGAAUGUAAUGUAUUUUUUUUUUCUAUAUGAAGAAUUGUCAGUUGAUGAAAGUGGAAUUUAUUUUUAGAUGUUUUCUAAAUUUAAUCUUCAAAAUGUUAUUAUUUGAGUUUCUUUCUGAGUUUUGACUGCAGUGUUUAAAGGAAUAAUAUUGCCUUUAUGACUGUAAUUGCUAUACGGAUUAGUUACUGUUUCUCACAGAUUGCAUCAGCAGGAAUCGACAUUCUCAUUAUGAUGUAAUGUUGUAUCGGCGCUUGCUGUCAGGUGUGUAAAAGCACGCUUUGCAACACAUGGAGUUUACUUUCUUGCUUGAGGAGUGAUGAACUUCUUGCAUUGCUUUUUCGGGUAAAGAAGAAACAACCUGAGGGACUCUGGUAACUUUUCUGUUGUAAAUCAUAUUAAGGUUGAAAAUGUUCCCAUGAAGUUUCAGUUGUCUUUGCAAUAACUACUUUUUGAGUCAAUAUGUUUUGUUUUCUGUUAGUUUGAAAAUGUGCCUGGCUUUUUCUGAACUCCAUUCAUUCCAUUUAAUGUUUGUCUGAUGGUUUAAUUUUUUUUCUCCUACCAUUCUGGGCCUUUGUGAACUACUGUGAAAAGAUUGGUUGUCUGCUGAGUAGAAAAAACUUACAUUUUGUAACUCUAGUCUCUUUUACUGUAUAAUGUCUGUUUGUAGCUACAUUUAUAGCUCAUUGUUUGUUAAUGUCUUUGAUCUUGCAAAGUUGUUGUUGGCAUAUACUUUGACUAGAAGGCAAAAGGCGGGGGGCGAUUUAAGUUUCUAUCAAGGAUUAAACAUCAUGUGAGUGAUUCCAGAUGGAAACACCGAGUUUUUAUUUAUGCUGACAAAACUGACAUGUUUGGAAUAUUUGCAGUCAUGAGCUAUUGUACAUAUCUUUUCAGUCGAUGUCAGUGAUACUGUAUAUUCAAAUGCACAGUUAAGUAUUUUACUGUUACAAUAUUAAUCAUUCAAAACAAGACUGUCACUGGGUACCAGAGAAUCAUUUCAGCAUAAGAAAAUACACUGUAAAAUGUAAAAAAAAAUUGUUCAUGUGUCUGAAAUAAAAUGUUGGAUUAAAAUAA
Molecule: messenger RNA, 3797 nt
Organism: Xiphophorus couchianus (Monterrey platyfish)
Lineage: Eukaryota; Metazoa; Chordata; Actinopteri; Cyprinodontiformes; Poeciliidae
Gene: kcnk1b
Product: potassium channel, subfamily K, member 1b
Exons: 3
Coding region: 153-1160 (335 amino acids)
Biological process (GO): potassium ion transmembrane transport; stabilization of membrane potential
Cellular component (GO): plasma membrane
Molecular function (GO): potassium ion leak channel activity; outward rectifier potassium channel activity
Source: RefSeq, a predicted model, not a curated record